Molecule: messenger RNA, 2475 nt
Organism: Trypanosoma cruzi
Lineage: Eukaryota; Euglenozoa; Kinetoplastea; Trypanosomatida; Trypanosomatidae
Exons: 1
Coding region: 1-2475 (824 amino acids)
Biological process (GO): nuclear-transcribed mRNA catabolic process
Cellular component (GO): nucleus
Molecular function (GO): 5'-3' RNA exonuclease activity; RNA binding
Source: RefSeq, a predicted model, not a curated record
AUGGGUGUUUUUGGGCUGCGCAGGUUCAUUGACGCCUCCUCCUGCACGAGAUUUCUCCCCGAAACCGCGCAGGAUGCGGAGGAGCCCUUAGCCGCCCGUGAUCUCGACAAGACGCAUGGGGCGGCCGGUAACUCGGCGCUUUCUUCGAGCCCUGCGGCGACGCCACACGCGGAUCACGUUCUUGUGGAUUUGAACUGCAUCAUUCACUCCUGUUUCGGCCGUGAUGCGGCAACGAUGAGGAAGCGGGAUGUCGUGCAGGCCGUGCUGGAGAAGCUGCGGGCGUUGCUGACGCUGGUGGUGGUCCCGCGGGUGUCCUUGACGAUAUGCAUCGAUGGCCCUGCACCGUACGCGAAACUCCACACGCAACGACUUCGAAGGCGGCGGUUGGCGCUGCUCGACACGGGCAGUGCGCAGCAGUUGACGUCACUUGCCGUGACGCCCGGCUCCCUCUUUCUUGUGGAGUUGGAGAACGCCUUGGCGGCGCAGUUCAAGCUGCGAGGUGGACGCGGAUUUCUGCCCCACUUUGUUCCUGUCUUUCUUCACGGCUCCACGGCGGCUGGCGAGGGCGAGGCAAAGAUCGCGCGGGCUCUUGCCCACGUUGCCACCGCCUCUCUCUCGCGGGGCGAGCGGUACAACCCGAACCACACGGUUGUUGUGAUUGGCAAUGACAUUGAUCUCACCCUGACGUGCCUGGGGGCGACGCAGUACCACAAUCUCUUCGUCGUGGGGCCUUCUUCGAUGCAGCUCAUCAGUGUUUCCGAGAUGCUGUACCGGUGGCUGCGUGGCGGGACACAAGGAGCCGGGGAGUUUCGACUAACCGUGCAAGAACUUGCUUCGGUGCGGGUGGACUUUGUGUUUCUUUUUCUUCUUAACGGCGGUGACCACUACGUUGGGGUGGGCGAUGUGGCACCUAUCUUGUGGAAGCGGUACCGCACUGUGCGAGCGGCGUCGAUGCGGCGUUGCCUGGUCGCCCCGGACUUGAUGUCCAUCGACGUGGAUUUUUUAUCGGAUGUUCUUCAGGCAUCCGACUACACCGGCGACUGCGAUGCGGGAGUAGGCAUGGAGUUGCUUCGCGCCUCGCUGUGGUCGCUCUACACCACCGUUACCGGCGUGUGCCCCGACUACCAGUACAUCCCUGCGCCCAUGUCUCCCCAUCUCAACCACCUCCGUGCGGCGGUACUCCACUGCCUGAAGAAUCGCCGCGGCAUUCGCAUUCAACCCCGUCGUGACGCCCGUGGUCCUCUGGCACCGCUGGAGACAUUUGUCGCGCUGAUGCCCACAGAGGCGGCGUUACCUUCGAGUGUGGCGCAGGCACUUCGCUCCUCACGCAAGUAUGAGACCAUAGCGCAGCAGUUGUUCACGAGUAACGAUGCCGCAGUGGUGGCAGAUGCCGCCAAGCAGGCUGUCGAGGUGGCAGGCGAGUUCCUGACGGUCAGCGAACAGUGUCUGCGGGAUUUCACGUCUCCCGUGCAGCUGAAUGUCCUGCAGCCACCACGGCGUCUCUCACGACAUGAGCAGCAUCGCAUGCUGGCGUCAAAAGGAAGGAUUGAGCGGGAGGAACCACUUCCUCUCGUUGAAUGUGUCACGCUGCCGGAAUCGUUUGAGUACGUGACAGCCACAUACCCUUCGUAUGUGAAGGAUCUGCUCUUUUCAUCGCCAUUUUGCCGAGCGGCCGAGACAUUGUCGUCAGGCAAUCGUGACGUCACGACCACCAUGCAGCCGUUUGUGCCUAACACCGCCCGUGAAGCAGGGCGGCGUCAGAAAUGCAAGCGUGGCAGCAGUGACGGUGAGGUGCGGCGUAUUCCAGUUCACAUGCAGUCAAGCGAGGAGCCCUCUGCGGCACGGCAACUGCAAAAGACGCUUGAAAAGGCAUCCUCCCUUGUAAUGCCGGAGGGGCGUGACAAGAAGACACUGCGGCGACUGAAAAAGAAACUUAACGCCCAGCGUCAGCUGGUUGAGAAGCAGUCGCGCAGCGAGGAGAGCAGCGCUGAGGCGAAGCGGCACAUGCUGCGCCAGAAUGACAAGGCUUUUCUUGCGGAAAUUCAGCGUUUCUUGGGGGAGGAGGACGAAGACGUGAGGCAACUCCUCCGGCACGACGGGGGUGAGGCGCCAGGAAACAAUAGGCAGGAGGAGAGGCAAAUGAAGAAACAGAAGAGUGUUUCCCGUGCAGGAGACAAAGUGGCAUUAUUUGGACGCAAGCGCCGCAGAGAGUCGGCGGAAACAUUGUCCAUGACACGUGCCGAUGAGGAAGGAGACCGGCAUGAAUCGUCCAAUGGCGGAUGCAAGGCUGCAAAGAGAGGGCGGCGGGAAGUAAGCCACACGGAAAAUCAUCAUCACACGGCUGCUGGCGCUGCUCGUACGUGCGGUAGAGAUAAACGCGAGGCGGUGAAUGGUAGUCCAUCAGAGCAGCCGGCGCUGAAGAAGAAGAAUAAGAAGAGGGCGAGCAGGGAAAUGGGGGCGACGAGCCUUCAUUAA